AUGGUCCAGAUCAGCGAGGUCAAGGGCAACAAGCGCGACAACCGGACGGCUGCGCAUACGCACAUCAAAGGCCUCGGCCUCAGGUCCGAUGGACGCGCAGAGACACAGGCCGGCGGCUUCGUGGGCCAGGCGUCCGCGAGAGAGUCAUGUGGCGUUGUCGUCGACCUGAUUCGAGCUCAUAAGAUGGCUGGUAGGGGAGUACUGCUGGCAGGCGGCCCGGGCACCGGCAAGACUGCCCUCGCGCUGGCCAUCAGCCAGGAGCUCGGCACCAAGAUCCCCUUCUGCCCCAUCGUCGGCAGCGAAAUCUACUCGACCGAGGUCAAGAAGACGGAGAUGCUCAUGGAGAACUUCCGAAGGGCCAUUGGCCUCAAGGUCCGCGAGACGAAGGAGGUGUACGAGGGCGAGGUCACAGAACUCACCCCGGAGGAGGCCGAGAACCCGCUGGGAGGAUACGGCAAGACCAUCAGCACGCUGCUCAUCGGGCUCAAGAGCGCCAAGGGCCAGAAGAAGCUGCGACUGGACCCCAGCAUCUACGAGGCGAUCCAGAAGGAGAGAGUCACCGUCGGAGAUGUCAUCUAUAUCGAGGCCAACACGGGCGCCUGCAAGCGCGUCGGCCGGUCGGACGCGUACGCCACCGAGUUCGACCUCGAGGCCGAGGAGUACGUGCCCAUCCCCAAGGGCGAGGUGCACAAGAAGAAGGAGAUUGUGCAGGACGUCACGCUGCACGACCUCGACGUCGCCAACGCGCGGCCCCAGGGCGGCCAGGACAUCAUGAGCAUGAUGGGCCAGCUCAUGAAGCCCAAGAUGACUGAGAUCACGGAGAAGCUGCGCGCCGAGAUCAACAAGGUCGUGAGCAAGUACAUCGACCAGGGCGUGGCCGAGCUGGUUCCGGGCGUUUUGUUCAUCGACGAGGCACACAUGCUCGAUGUGGAGUGCUUCACCUACCUUAACCGAGCACUGGAAUCGCCCAUCUCCCCCAUUGUGGUGCUGGCGUCGAACCGCGGAAUGUGCACAAUAAGAGGCACCGACGACAUUGUUGCGGCCCACGGCAUUCCUACCGACUUCCUGGCCCGUCUGCUCAUCAUUCCCACGGCGCCCUACCAGGCCGACGAGAUUAAGAAGAUUGUACGGAUACGGGCGUCGACGGAAGGCGUGUCCAUCAGCGACGCUGCCAUUGACAAGAUUUCGGACCACGGCGUCCGCAUCAGCCUGCGGUACUGCCUGCAGCUGCUGACCCCUGCCAGCAUUCUCGCAAAGGCCAACGGCCGUUCCCAGAUCGACAUCGCCGACGUGGCUGAGUGCGAGGACCUCUUCCUCGACGCCCGGCGCAGCGCGGCGCUGCUGAGCACCGAAGCUGGACGGGGGUACCUUUCGUAA
This is a messenger RNA of Purpureocillium lilacinum, 1377 nucleotides long. RefSeq names its product RuvB ATP-dependent DNA helicase pontin. Gene Ontology annotation, molecular function: ATP hydrolysis activity; ATP binding; DNA helicase activity. Gene Ontology annotation, cellular component: Swr1 complex; NuA4 histone acetyltransferase complex; R2TP complex. NCBI's taxonomy places the organism in Eukaryota, Fungi, Ascomycota, Sordariomycetes, Hypocreales, Ophiocordycipitaceae. The record is from RefSeq and is a predicted model, not a curated record. Gene Ontology annotation, biological process: box C/D snoRNP assembly; chromatin remodeling; regulation of transcription by RNA polymerase II.